UUCGCGGUCCCCUUGAGGGGACAGAUGGAGAGAAGCAGCGGGGCCAGCGGAAUGAGGAGCACGUAAACAAGGUUUUUGGGCCGAGCAGAGGAAUCUCCACGGUAGAUUAGCCAUGAUCAGGCCCUUUGUUACGCUGCUCUACUUCCUGCUGACCAGCUCGUCCAUCGUCUUCACGGCAUGCGUCAACAAUGUCACAGGCACCAGCUCUCCGGGACCCGGUCCGAGCACAUCGCUGACCAGCGGACACAUUCAUCGAACGGCGGCUGCCAUCGAGCGGGUGAACCUCCUCUGGUGCUACGCCUGCCACACGAUGGACGAUGGCGAGGCCUGCGUGGACGUGGCGGUGAAGAAUGACACCGCGAUGAUGAAGAAGUGCCACGGCGAGGAGUUCAUCUGCAUGGUCAAGCGCUUCUCGUACACCACCAGCACGGAGAACUCGACCAGUUCGCCGAAGAUGUGGUCCCUGGACCGCCGUUGUGCGGCUAACUGUGAGCCUGGCUGCAUCAUCAUCGGUGAGCGGACCAAGCUCUAUGCCUGCACCUCCUGCUGCGAGGAGUCCUUCUGCAACACGGGUCGCGGAGCAGCCUCGGGGAUCUUUCAUCGCGAAGAUACGGGCAUUGGCACACGCCUGUUCUGGCUGGCCGCUCCCUUUCUGGUCAACAUGUCAUUGGUGUUGUACAAGCGCCACGCCGGCCACGUUAUCCUCAAGCUGCAAUAGUCUUGCGGUUACCUCACUGAAUUUAUAAUGGAUCUCUAGGUUCCGCCAAAGAUGCUCAAAUCCACUCAAUGCCAAAUCCUAGCUAAUUUUAGAUCUAUAUCCUGUGUGUAAUGUAGAUAGACUAUGAUGUUGCCGUGUGAUAAUAAAGGAUGACCAGUCAUAGUGCUCGAUCUCACACCCGAAAA
This is a messenger RNA of Drosophila serrata, 903 nucleotides long. RefSeq lists its product as uncharacterized. The record is from RefSeq and is a predicted model, not a curated record. NCBI's taxonomy places the organism in Eukaryota, Metazoa, Arthropoda, Insecta, Diptera, Drosophilidae.